GCUCAGUGUUGGUGUGGUCUUGGUGCGCAGUGGUAUUCUGCUCACUGCUCCUGCGAUGUUUACCACAACCUCUCUUAUUCUCACCGUCUCUGUGAUAUUUUGUGACACCUCAACAGUGAACUGAAUCACCCGAAGGUACACCGAAGUAUAUAGUGGAACUUUGCGUCUGUGAUCGUCAAAAUAACUGUAAAUUUAAGUGGAGUGAGUGAGAGUCGAGGGAGUGCGGUGUUGCCGCAGUGUGAGCACCGAGGUGCCACGUUGCCGUCAUGGAGGCUGGCUCAGCUCCGCUUGGCUCAGCUCCCCUUGGCUCAGCUGCUCCUGGCUCAGCUGCGCCGCUGCAGACACUGUCGUUGCUGCAGCAUAGUUCUCGCCACCGCUCCAACAAUAACAACAGUGCUCUCAAGAAUAAGAAGAGGCGCAGGCGGCGACGACGAACACCUAAAGCAGUGGAAAAGUUACGUGGGGAGAGUAACAUCGCUAUUCUGUCACCGACGACGUCCCGCGAGUCAUGGGCGCUCCAUCAUGGCCCGCCCACGCCCGUGCUUCGACCCGUGGGUGCCCAGGUUCCUCGCGCCCCCGAGAACAGCACUCAGUUUAUCAUGGAUGAUCACGAAAACUCAGCAAUGUUUGUGGACUUCGACAACUUCAGCACACCACACUGGGAGCAGGAGCCGCCUGUUAGUGGCGCUGAGGAAGACGAGACUGGGAGUGCCACGCCUACGCAUGCUCUCACCCGCGACUGGUUUCCUUUCAACGCCGCCGACUUCGAAACCGCAUAUCAGAGUGCCCGUGAAGAUAGACUGAUGUCUGGUAGUCGCUCUGAGUUGCGCUCUGCCAUAGUGGCGCUUGAGGCCCGCGCAGCUGUGCUCGCUGAUGCACUCUCUGCCUCCCCUUCCCGCCUUCUGUCUACCCUACAGGCGCAGCUGCUACAGCUUCAGGAGGAAAAUGCUUCGUUGCGUCAGCGUCUGGCCCGCCACGAACGGAAGCGGCAGCAAUCACUGGAAUCUUCGUCAUCGUCAUCAACAGACAGCGAUUCAGAGUCCGACUCAACCAACUCCUCGAGUGACUGCUCAGAGUCGGACUGCGACACUUGUGCAGCUCGUCGCAGUGCUGCUGUCAAAGAAGAGGAGGAGAAGGAGAACACCCGCCCCAUCCUUCCUACUCGUCUGCCUUUCACAACACUUCCUUAACUUUUCCCGACUCUCAAAGGCGGCAAAGAAAUUUAAAGGCAGCAGUGUUUUUACCGAGACUCCACCGGUGUGCGGGUCACACCUCUCAAGGCCGUGUCACGCCCUCUUGAAACCGUGUCACGCCGUCUUGAGGCCGUGUCACGCCGUCUUGAGGCCGUGUCACGCCGUCUUGAGGCCGUGUCACGCCCUCUUGAGGUCGUAUGUUAUCGUCUCUACAGUCGCAAGUCUGCUGGUUCUAGAUACGCCGUCAGGGGCGUCCUCCAGCACCUCCAUAAGUCAAGUGUAUUGGUUUCAUCCCUUCCUGUGUCCCACAGGAAGUCAGCCCGACUCUCAGUGUUCCAGAAGUUGAUAGGCAAGUUUAGCUCCUAUAAAAUUGUUCAGUAAAAUAACACAGCAGACUUUGUCUAGGACACAUGUUUAUUCGAAAAUUAAAUCUGAUUAUAAAAGAAAACAGUUAAAGGCUAUGUAGUGUAGCUUAAGUCACCAAGGCUCUUGUCACAAAUUUAGCAACGAAGGCUUUUGUCAGACAUUAUCGAAGUCACGAACGGAGCCCACUACUAAACAGACCUCACCGAGGUGCUCACUUCAGCCAUGUCGCAUAGUACACCGUGCAGUUGCAAAAUAUUUAAUUUAGUCAUUGUACCGGAUCCAAGUUCAACAGCCUUCGUCCAGAAUCUUUCACAACUUGAACACACUUAGACUAAACUGGUAGAAAGUACCUCUGCUCAAAAUGAACCAUAUGAACUUUUUUCUUUUGUGUAUUUUCUACAAUACUGUCAUUUUCUUUGUUAUUGUUAAUUCUCACUUUGUUAUGGAUAUGUGCUCAUAAAGUUUAAUUUUUGUUUUAUACAGUAGAUGCUUAGUAAAUAUAAAUGAUAUAUUUCUUAUAAUUAAAUUAUUAUUAUAUAUUGUGUGUUGUGUAUC
Messenger RNA from Cherax quadricarinatus, 2114 nucleotides. The record is from RefSeq and is a predicted model, not a curated record. NCBI's taxonomy places the organism in Eukaryota, Metazoa, Arthropoda, Malacostraca, Decapoda, Parastacidae.